Molecule: messenger RNA, 832 nt
Organism: Psylliodes chrysocephalus
Lineage: Eukaryota; Metazoa; Arthropoda; Insecta; Coleoptera; Chrysomelidae
Source: the annotation of a GenBank genome assembly
AAAGAUAAACAGGGUAUGAAUUAAUGUAAUUGUACUAUUAGAUCCAAAUAAAUCUGUGAAAAUGAAGAUACAUAUUGUUUUUAUUUUAGUUUUUCUUCUUUAUUACAUCCAUAGUGUAAAGAGUUUGAAAUGUUACACAUGCUCCUGCACAGAAGACGAUACAGACACUUCUUGUUUGGAUAAUUUGGGUGCAAAAGAGGGUGACAUAACAGAUUGUGACAAAAAAUACUGUAUUCUUGUUAGAAUUGAUUACAAGGACCCCAGAGGUAAACUGCAAUCUAUUUCAAGAAAUUGUGUCGACAAACCAGUCUAUAUACAUGAAGUAAUCGAAGACGAAACACACAGAAGCUACUUCAAAGCCUGCAAAAGUGAUCUUUGUAAUGACGGUAAUGGUCGUACAGACUCUUCUAGUGGUGAAACAGGAGUUUUCGGCGAUAAAUCAACAAUCUAUUGCCCAGUUUAUGAUGCAACGGAAAAUGUCAAGGUUGGUUUCAUAAAAAAUGUACUGAAUUUUGUUCAAAAUGUAGUCUUUUCUUCAUCAGGAACUGAGAACAGCGAAAAUGAAAAUUAUCUGAAUAUUGUAGAAGAAGAAGGACCACCAAAAGUGAAACGCGGCAACAAAACAUGUUUUACAGCCGUUAAAAGUAUUAUUUUAAGCAAAGUUAACUUAACAAAUAGAGAAAUUUUACAAAAAAAUCUCAGAAUUGGAAGAAUCCGUAAAAUGGACGACUUGCAGAAAUCACUAAAACUUCUGUCCAAAGAUAAUGCAGCUUUUAGAAGAAAACGAAAAGGACUUAAAAACAGAGUGGAUGAACUAGAAAUUAAGUUAUAA